GCUGCAGAAACGUACUCAGCUCAUGCCAAACGACACCGUUGUUAGAUUGUUCUAUUGGCAAGGGCAGACUCCACUCUGUAAUGAAGUGCUUGGAGCUUCUCUGGCUAUGCUUUCCAGCAAAAUUGACAGAAGGGAAACCCUCGAGCAUUUUCUGACAUUCACCUUGCGUAAAUACAUAUUCUCGAUUAUAGAAAUAGAAUGCCAUCGGGAUUAUCAUGAGGGCACUGAGGGGACUUUCUUUCGCGUUACUCUGAAGAACAGUUGAACAGAAGGAGCUUCGGGUUUUUCUGGUUAGAUUCAAAUUCUAAUUGAUCUGGUAAAAGGAAUCAUCCAUGGCAAAUGGGUUUCUCUUUUGGGUUUUGCUUACACCUUUGAUACCGUUAGUUUUGAGCUUCUUUUCACGUAUAAUCGUUGCGAGAAAGAACAGGAAAAGAGCAGUUGGCUUUUUCCAUCCUUACACUAAUGAUGGUGGUGGUGGAGAGAGAGUUUUAUGGUGUGCCGUCAAAGCCAUCCAAGAAGAGAAUCCCGCCCUUGACUGCGUUGUCUACACAGGCGAUCAUGAUGCUACUCCUAGUAGUUUGACGAGUCGUGCCGUAGAUCGUUUUGGGGUCAAGCUCCUUUUCCCUCCUAAGGUGGUUCAUCUGUACAGAAGGAAAUGGAUUGAAGAGACUACUUAUCCUCACUUCACUAUGAUUGGGCAAAGUUUUGGUUCAAUCUAUCUUUCGUGGGAAGCAUUAUGCAAGUUUAAUCCUUUAUAUUAUUUUGACACUUCUGGAUAUGCGUUUACAUAUCCUCUUGCUCGAUUAUUUGGAUGCAAGGUCAUUUGCUAUGCCCAUUAUCCUACAAUCAGUUUAGAUAUGAUAUCUCGUGUACGUGAAAGGAGCUCUAUGUAUAAUAAUAAUGCCUUCAUCACUCAGAGCAAAUGGUUAUCCCACAGCAAAAUAAUCUAUUACAGAAUUUUUAGCUGGAUGUAUGGGGCUGUUGGCUCCUGUGCACAUCUUGCGAUGGUUAACUCUUCAUGGACUAAGUCCCAUAUUGAGAAGCUUUGGAGAAUCCUUGACCAAAUUAAGCGAGUCUAUCCUCCCUGUGAUACUUCAGGACUUCAGGUACUUCCUCUUGAAAGGCCAGUGGAUACUCCAAAAAUAAUAUCUGUUGCUCAAUUUCGUCCAGAGAAGGCCCAUAUGCUUCAGCUUGAGGCUUUUUCAGUUGUCAUCAGUAAGUUAGGUGAAGACUUUCCCAGACCCAAGCUCCAGUUUGUUGGUAGUUGUCGAAAUAAAUCAGAUGAAGAAAGAUUGCAGAAGUUGAAAGACAAGGCAGUUGAACUGAAGGUGGCUGGGGAUGUGGAAUUCUUUAAGAACGUGAUGUACAGUGACCUGGUGAGGUUAUUGGGAGGUGCUGUUGCUGGAAUCCACUCAAUGAUAGAUGAGCACUUCGGCAUUUGUGUUGUUGAGUAUAUGGCUGCUGGUGCCAUCCCAAUUGCUCAUAACUCUGCCGGCCCAAAAAUGGAUAUCGUUUUAGAAGAAGAUGGAGAACAAACUGGGUUUCUUGCUCAGACUGUGGAAGAAUAUGCAGAUGCCAUCCUACAAAUCAUAAGGUUGCCUGAAACAAAGCGACUUAAAAUGGCUGAUGCUGCAAGGAGACGAGCUGCCAAAUUUUCGGAGCAAAGAUUUUUCAAAGAUUUCAAAGAUGCUGUCAGACCAGUCUUCUCCCAUGGUUCCAGACGCUGAGAAGGCCAUAGUUGUACCAACAUAUUCUAACUUAGAGCAGAGGAUAUAUAUUUUUUUGAAAUACAGAGCAGAGGACAAUUAAAUUUGAUUUUCUUUUCUUCUUUCUUAUCUCUACUGUAACUGAAAAUGUUGACAAAGAAUUUCAAUAACAAGUUCAGCUCCUUGAGGUAA
This is a messenger RNA of Carica papaya (papaya), 1898 nucleotides long. RefSeq names its product UDP-Glycosyltransferase superfamily protein (gene LEW3). Gene Ontology annotation, molecular function: GDP-Man:Man(3)GlcNAc(2)-PP-Dol alpha-1,2-mannosyltransferase activity. Lineage: Eukaryota; Viridiplantae; Streptophyta; Magnoliopsida; Brassicales; Caricaceae. Gene Ontology annotation, cellular component: endoplasmic reticulum membrane. The record is from RefSeq and is a predicted model, not a curated record. Gene Ontology annotation, biological process: dolichol-linked oligosaccharide biosynthetic process; protein N-linked glycosylation.